Messenger RNA from Dunckerocampus dactyliophorus (ringed pipefish), 5387 nucleotides. RefSeq names its product leucine rich repeat containing 71 (gene lrrc71). Lineage: Eukaryota; Metazoa; Chordata; Actinopteri; Syngnathiformes; Syngnathidae. The record is from RefSeq and is a predicted model, not a curated record. Bases 644 to 2221 code for a protein of 525 amino acids. Gene Ontology annotation, molecular function: protein binding. The transcript has 18 exons.
CCAAUCGUGUCUUUAUUCAUUUUCUGCUUUUAAUUUGAUGCUUUUGGAAGCUACUUUUCUACACAGUGUAACGCGCAGCGCUUUUACUGUGAAGGCCGGAAGUGUGUUGUUAGUCGCUCUUCCGUCGUGUUAAGUUUUCAAAAGACCUUAGUGGUCGUUUUAUACACAACACAUAAUAUUUGUAUAACAUUGCAUUUAGUUCCCAGUGGACCGCAGAUAUACCGGAUUAUCUUGAAUUGUUGUCGUCAGGUUCAUUUUAAAGAAGUGUACUUGACCGCAUUGCUAGUUAACAAACGUGUUAAAUACGUAUGACCACACCUGUUAACAUUUGCAUAAGAAAAUAAGGAAAUUUACACAAAAUAGUGGAAAUUCUGGUGGAAAGACCCGACUGCCUACUACGGUGCAAUUGUUGUUUACUGGUGUGCUUCUUUUGUUUUGAAGGCCUGACUAUACCUGACAGUUGUACUCCGAUGUUUCCCGAGUGUUUCCGAGCCGACCGGAAACUGUACUGUUCUUUCCCCAUGAACGUUAAUAAAAUACAACAAAACUGUUAAAACGGGAGGGCACCUGGAAAGAAGGGGAAAAUACUGUAGUUUCCAGGUGUAAACGGGAGGCUUGACAGCAACGCUUCAAGGGCAUAAACAUGGCGAGGAAGAAACAAGCUAAAGACAAGUCAGACAAGACUGCCCCAGAAGUGCCGGAAGAGCCGGCCCCGGUACAAACAGCAUCUACCGAUGAAACAUCGGCUACUCAAACGUUUGAUGACUAUGAGUGCUCUGGUAAUGUGGCGAUUGAUUUUCCUGGGCUCUGUGCUCUUGUCGAGAUGAAAGAUAUUCCAGUUUUGAAGACCAAAUCCGCCGCCAACACAGAAUUCAAAGAGAGCACCACAGGUGGCAGGCAGGCCCACAAAAAGGUCGCACCUGAUUUGUUGAAACCAGCCCUCCAAGUGGAGCUGGAGAAUGGAGACCCUUACAGCACAAAGAGCAUGAAGAUUUUUGGAUGGAGAGUAGAAGAGCAGCUGAUACGAGUGCUGAGCAAGAUGAUUUCCUCCAUGCAUACGCUGCACAGCCUUUAUUUUUGGCAGGCAGGAUUGACGGAUCCAAUGAUUAUCACGCUGUCAGAGGCUGUAUCUGCAUGCAUGAGCCUCAGGGUUAUAACUUUAGAGGGCAACCCUGUCUUACAACAGAGCCACCACCUUCUGUUGUCCGAAGGAAGUGUUCUCACUCACUUACACCUGCGCAACAACCAAAUCGGAGACGAGGGCGCAUGCCUUCUCGGGGUGGCUCUCUCAACAAGCAGAUAUGCAAACUGGAGCCUCGUUUCGCUCAACCUGUCAUUCAACCACAUCGGGGAUGCCGGUGCUGCGUACAUCGCAAAGGGCCUGCGUUUCAAUCGCACUUUGCUGUUCCUCUCACUUUCCAACAAUCAGAUCGGCGACUCGGGGGCGACUGAACUGGCGAUGGUUCUUGGCGAGAUUGUGCUUACCCAUGAAGAAAUUGUGGAGAGAAGGAAACUGCUUCUGGAGAAAAUGUAUUGUGCAAAGCUACGUUCACGCUUCAUGAGCAAAGCUUUUCGACAAGCCAAGUCACACCCACAAUGGCUGACUGAGGAGGAGAAAUUGGCAUCUUUGUCCUCCUCAGCAGCAGACGUUGACCAGUCGUCUGUUGCCAAGCUGUCCACUGACCAUCUCCCUUCUGCAGCUAGUGCCACUUUGCUUAGCUCCGGCAAAGGGGAGAGCAAAAGCACGGCUAAAAAGCGGGAGUCAUCAAAACCUGAGGGGAAACGGGCUCCAGGCAAAGACCAACGGUGUUCUAAGAAAGAUGGUCAAGACAUUGACGAAAGAGGACAAGCGACUGAUCCAGAGCACAGAAAAUCAUUGGAGAUGGCGAAUAUGCUUGUGAGUGAUUCUCUGGAGCAGAGGAAUGGAGACCUCAUUCUGCCGGGAAACACGAGCCUCGUCUCCCUCAACCUGGCAGGCAACAGGAUAACAGAGCUGUCUCUGCCACAGUUCCUGUCGUCCUUGCAGAUGCAAGAUACAGGUAAAGGUCUGCUGCGUCUCUGUCUCCAGAGAAACCACUUUGCUGCAGAGUGUGAGCCUUACGUAAAGAUUCAGGAACUGAUGGCACUCAGAGACCCCCUGAACAAAAAGAGUGAAGAGGAAGAGGAAGAGGAGGGCGAGGAGUCGCAUUGCUCCGACAGUGAAACGAAAGCAGAGAAGUAGAGUUCGAUUUUAGAGAUUAUGUCCGAAGAUUUUCACCGGAUGCACAUUUUUUUUUUAAUCCAAUAAAAUCCAUGACCUCACGUGCACAAAUCAGCCUUUCGUUAGUGUCCAUAAAACAGCACUAUACACCAUAUAUCAGUGACAAAGUGUGGCCCGGGGGCCAUUUGCGGCCCGCAGCUGUUUUUUUAUUGGCCCACAUCACUUUCUAAAAAUAUAAUUUAACAAGAACAAUUAAAAAAAAAAGAGAAAAAUCGGCAAUUAUAAGAAUCUAACAAGAAAACGUCAUUUUACAAGAAUAACGUAAUAGUACGAGGGAAAAAUAGCUUCAUCUUAGUAGCAUAAGGCUGAAAUAUUAAAGAAAAAAAGACUUUUUUUUAAAAGUCGUAAUAUGAGAAACAAACAAAACGAAUAAAGUUAUAAUUUUUGGAUAAUUAGGUUGUGGUUGUAAGUUAUAUUAGGAGAAUAAAGUCAAAAUAUGGGAAUGAAGUCAAUUACCAGAAGAAAAUAUACAAGAAGAAAUUUGAAAUAGCUGGAAAAAAAGCAAUACCAAAAAUUACAGCUGUUAAUUUUACAAGAAUAAAGUUGUAUUCUAAAGAUUUUUAAAAAUUUGCAGUUUUACGAGAUAAAGUCGUAAUAUUAUGACGAGAAGUUAUGCCAUUUCGGUUAGGGUUGGACAUCGAGCAUCGAAGGGAACCGCGACUAACAUUCUGAUUGUCGCGGGAUUAUUACAUUUUUUAAAUUUUGACUGAUCGACCAGCCUGUCGACCGGAAAAAAUGGCCGCAUAUCACAGACGAAGAAGAAGCAGCAGGGAGUGUUUGUGUUCAUCCACUCCCAACAUGGACAGCGUGCGACGGCGCCUGUUCGGCUGAAAUUCUUCGAGAAAAAUGAACGGUCGGCGACAUGCAAACAGAGUCAUAAUUACGAAAGGAAAAGUGGAAAUUACGAGAUAAAAGUCAAUUAAUUAUGAGACAGGAAAGGCACAAUUACGAAAUAAAAAGUCAAAAUGAUGCGAUACAAACUGCACAUGGGCCGCACGGUGGCCUAGUGGAUAGCAUGUUGGCCACACAGUCAGGAGAUCGGGAAGAUCUGGGUUGGAAUCUCUGUUGGGCAUCUCAUGGUCUCCCCUUGUGUGGGUUUUCUCCGGGUACUCCGGUUUCCUCCCACAUCCAAAAACAUGCAUGUGAGGUUAAUUGGCGACUCUAAAUUGUCCAUAGGUAUGAAUGUGAGUGUGAUUGGUUGUUUGUCUAUAUGUGCCCUGCGAUUGGCUGGCGACCAGUCCAGGGUGUACCCCGCCUCUCGCCCAAAGUCAGCUGGGAUAGGCUCCAGCAUACCCGCGACCCUCGUGAAAUGGACAUGCGGAAAAUGCAUGGAUGGAUGGACAAACUGAAACGUGCUGCCUUCUUCACAGGGGACUUUGUCACAUGGCGCUCGGCACAUGCGCAGUUGGUAUCUCUUCAUUUCGACUUUUUAUCUCAUCAUUUCGACGUUUUACCUCAUAAUCAUGCCUUUCUUACCUCAUAAUUUCAAAUUCUCCAUUUUUUUUUCCUUUCAGUGGCGGCAACGGGCUUCCAUUGCUCAGUCCUCUUCAUUUCCUGGCACGUUACCCAAUCGUUCCACCAGAUGGCGACAAACAGUCGUCUUUGUGUUUGUAUCCGGAGCGCUGCAGCUGAAAAAUGAACACAUUUCACAGAGAUAAUAACUGACUCAUGAAUAUUUCAUUGGGGCAUUCAGAUCACGAAUACAAUUAUGAUGCAAAAUUCCUAUACUGAGACGGUGGUGGAUUGUGUGGUCGUUUAUUCAAUGAGUAAAAUGGAAACUAAAUAUUACAUCUCAGCCUCUACUGUCAACAGCGAAAUAUUUGGAUAAAAAUAAACAAACAAGACAAAAUAUAGCAUUAUUGCACAAUGUUUGCAGGCGCGCUGUCAUACAGCUCACAUAUCAGCGUUGAACUGAGUGCGAGCAGAUGGCAGACACACUUUUAAAAAUUCAUACUCACAGUCACUAAACAUCAACACUCUGUCCAACGUGUUUGAUAGCUGAUGUGUGUGUGUGUUUGUGUGUGUUUAAAAAAAAUCCAAAUACUUCCCAUCCUCCUGGUGGAACUUAUUUAAAAACAUUUUGCCUCAUUAGUCAACAGAAUCUUUGUUCAAAGGCAAUCUGGUCCUUUUCUCCUUGGGAAUUUUCAAAUAUUUAUCUGUAUUUACAUUUGAGGGAUAUUCCGUGUUUAAUUACAAACAGUUACGGUGUUUUCGACCCUGCGAGCUGAGUGAGAAACUACUUUUUUUUUUCAAUGACUGUAAAGUUUUUCCGCCUCUUCUCACAUGUGACGUCUUUGGCCUGUAUGGACAAACGUAUUGGUUCACAUAUGGUACACAGAUUGGCUAGAUCCCAAUACAGUAAUCCCUCUUUUAUGGUGGUUAAUUUCUUCCACAUCCGACCGUGAUAAGUCGAUUUCUUCAAAUAAAUUGAAUAUUUUUUUAGUGAGAGCAUAGAAAACCUGGUUACAACCUUCCAAAUAUGCUUUUUAAUAUUAUUAGAGCCCUCCAGACAUGAAAUAACACCCCUAUAGUCACUUUUACACUCCUAUUACCCAAUAUAGUAGACAUAAUAAGAGAAAAUAAGACAUAAUAUAGUGUCACAUGUUAGUACUGGGACAGUUUCUUCUUGUUGUUCUUUUUUACUUCCUAUUCUGUACAGUACGUCCUGCAGUGGCAAUUGUCUCAUCAGUGUAACAUUACUGACACCCAGUGACCAGUGUAGAAUACUACACAUCACAGCAUGUUUUCCAGUGCAUUUUCUGAAAGCCUUAUAUUUGUCUUUUGGUUCUUUUAGCCAUUUUUAUGCUUGAAAGUGCUUAAUUUGUGCCAAAAGUAUGUCAAAUUUGCUUAAAUAUGCAUAUUUUUGGACCAAUAAUAGGCCGUAGUCAACCAUGAAACAGCAUGAUUUAUUAGUAUUUUUGAAAAACCGUGAUACAGUGAAGCCGCAAAAUUGGAAUCUUUCUUUGGAUGUUGUUGUGGGGUCUUUUGUGACCUCUUGGAUGAGUCGUCGCUGUGCUCUUGGGGUCAUUUUGGUUGGCCGGCCACUCCUGGGAAGAUUCACCAAUGUUCCAUGUUUUCACCAUUUGUGGGUAAUGGCUCUCACUGUGGUUUGUUGGAGUCCCAAAGC